Dendronephthya gigantea is the source of this 13587-nucleotide messenger RNA. RefSeq lists its product as uncharacterized. NCBI's taxonomy places the organism in Eukaryota, Metazoa, Cnidaria, Anthozoa, Malacalcyonacea, Nephtheidae. Gene Ontology annotation, cellular component: membrane. The record is from RefSeq and is a predicted model, not a curated record. The transcript is spliced from 41 exons. Bases 129 to 13259 code for a protein of 4376 amino acids.
GUUUAUAUAUAUUUCGCGAAUUUAGGCAAAUCAUCUUAUAGUGAUAUCCAACCUAAAUCAUUUCGACCUGAUAUUCGGGCUCCGAGUGAGAAAUAUACGAAUCAGCCGAUCCCAUUAUACUUGUAUAUAUGCUUUCAGGAGUUGAUGCAUGGGCGCUGAUUCGAGUAAACUUUAGCAAGAUGUCAAGCAAUAUUUGCAUAAAAUGCGUGUUCAUUGGACUAAUUCUCGCCGUAUUGCAGUGCGAAGGUUCAAGGGUAACGGUGAGGCUAAAAGGUCCAUUGAGUGAAAACGGUACUGGUCGAGUCGAAAUAUAUCACAAUGGAACCUGGGGGACAAUCUGCGAUGAUGGAUGGAAUAUCAGAGAUGCUAGAGUUGUAUGCCGUCAACUUGGCUAUCCCCUUGCUGUCAGAGCGCUUAAAGGUGACCAGGUUCCUUCAGGUUCUGGACCGAUAUGGUUAGAUGACGUCGUUUGUAGUGGGAAAGAACCGAACAUAGGAAGAUGCAUGCAUGAUGGAUGGGGAAAUAGCGAUUGCGAACACAACGAAGACGCCGGGGUAGAAUGCAGUUCCACAGUUGUUGCCGGUAAGCCUGGAUCAAUAAGAUUGCAAGGGCCAUCGAGUACAAAUGGAAAAGGGCGCAUUGAAGUGCUCCACGGUGGACAAUGGGGGACGAUCUGUGACGACGAGUGGGAUAUAAAUGACGCCAGAGUUGCAUGUCGUCAACUUGGUUAUUCUGAUGCAGUCAGACCACUUCAAGGGGGGCAGAUUCCUGCUGGUUCUGGACCCAUUUGGUUAGACGACGUCAUAUGUACGGGUGAAGAACAAGUUAUAACAAGUUGUUCUCACCGUGGAUGGGGUAACCAGGAUUGCAAACAUUCAGAGGACGCGGGAGUAGUCUGUAACACAACAGUUCUUCCCAAGCCUGGUUCACUCAGGUUACAAGGUCCUUUGAGUGCGAAUGGUACUGGUCGAGUUGAAGUAUUCUACGAGGGAGAGUGGGGGACAAUCUGUGAUGAUGAAUGGAGUUUUGAGGAUGCCAAAGUUGCAUGUAGACAACUUGGCUAUUUAGAUGCCCGUGAAGCUCUUCAUGGUGACCGAGUUCCAUCUGGUUCUGGACCUAUUUUGUUGGAUGGAGUCUCGUGUACUGGAUUAGAAAGAAAUUUAACAAGUUGUUCUCAUCAAGGAUGGGGAAUUCACGAUUGCAGCCAUUCUGAAGACGCUGGGGUUCAGUGCUUUACAACAGCUCUUUCAGAUAAACAUGGGACAUUGAGAUUACAAGGGCCAUUGAGUACAGUUGGACAGGGUCGCCUCGAAGUGUUCUACCUUGGAGAAUGGGGAACAAUUUGCGACGAUGAAUGGGAUAUAAAUGAUGCCAGGGUUGCUUGUCGUCAGCUUGGUUAUUCAGAUGCUGUUAGAUCGCUUUCUGGAUAUCAGGUUCCUUCCGGUACUGGACCUAUAUGGUUAAACGACGUUGGUUGUAUUGGAAAAGAACUAAAUAUAUCAAGCUGCUCUCACGCAGGAUGGGGCAUUGGAUAUUGCGGGCAUUCGGAAGAUGCUGGGGUAGAAUGUAAAACAACAGAUUUUGAAGUUACUAGUAAUCAAUCGCAAACACUGAGGUUACGAGGGCCAUCAAGUGCAAAUGGAACAGGUCGUGUUGAAAUUUUCCACAAAGGACUAUGGGGGACAAUUUGUGAAUAUGGUUGGGGUAUACAUGAUGCUAGGGUUGCAUGUCGUCAACUUGGGUACCUGGAUGCAUUUAGGCCUCUUACUGGAGGCGACGUACCUUCUGGAUCUUCUGGAGUUAUUUGGUUAAGUUACGUUCGUUGUUCUGGCCGGGAACAAAAUCUAACAAGUUGUUCUCACAAUGGUUGGGGAAAUACUGACUGCUCGAAUUCUCAAGACGCUGGAGUAGAAUGUAGUACAACAGCUCUUGCAGAUACGCCAGUUAUACUGAGGUUACAGGGGCCAUCGAGUGCAAAUGGAACAGGUCGUGUUGAAGUACUGUACAAUGGAGAAUGGGGAACAAUUUGUGAUUAUGGUUGGAGUUUAAGAGAUGCCAGGGUGGUAUGCCGACAACUUGGCUAUCCAGGCGCCUUUAAUGCUCUUCAAGGCGGGGAGGUUCCAUCAGGUUCUGGACGAAUAUGGUUAUCUUAUGUCAAUUGUAAUGGAGACGAACAAAAUAUAACAAGUUGUUUUCGUAAGGGAUGGGGAAAUCAACAAUGUGAACAUGACAAAGACGCUGGAGUUAAAUGCGCAACAGCAGACCCGAAUUUACCAGUCAGAUUACAAGGGCCAUUGAGUGCCAACGGCACCGGUCGCGUCGAAGUAUUUCACAAUGGAGAGUGGGGGACGAUCUGCGAUGAUAUUUGGGAUUUAGAACAUGCUAUAGUUGUGUGUCGUCAACUAGGGUAUCCAGAUGCCAUUGCGAAACUUGAUGGGGGGCAGGUUCCAUCUGGUUCUGGGCGUAUUUGGUUAGAUAACGUCGCUUGCACUGGGAAAGAGGAGAAUAUAGCAAUGUGUGAUCAUAAUGGUUUAGGAGUAAACGAUUGCUCACAUUCUGAGGACGCUGGAGUAAAAUGUGGAAGAACAGGUCUUUCAGAUAAACAUGGGACAUUGAGAUUACAAGGGCCAUUGAGUACAACUGGAAGAGGACGUGUUGAGGUAUUCUACCGUGGAGAAUGGGGAACAAUCUGCGAUGAUGAAUGGGAUAUAAAUGACGCCAGGGUUGUAUGUCGUCAACUUGGUUAUUCAGAUGCUCUUAGAUCACUUUCUGGAGAUCAGGUUCCUUCCGGUACUGGACCUAUAUGGUUAGAUAACGUUGGUUGUAUUGGAAAAGAACUAAAUAUAUCAAGCUGCUCUCACGCAGGAUGGGGCACUGAAGAUUGCAGCCAUUCGGAAGACGCUGGGGUAGAUUGCAAAAUAACAGAUAAACAUGGGACAUUGAGAUUACAAGGGCCAUUGAGUACAAUUGGACAGGGUCGUCUCGAAGUGUUCUACCGCGGAGAAUGGGGAACAAUCUGCGAUGAUGAAUGGGAUAUAAAUGAUGCCAGGGUUGCUUGUCGUCAACUUGGUUAUUCAGAUGCUCUUAGAUCACUUUCUGGAGAUCAGGUUCCUUCCGGUACUGGACCUAUAUGGUUAGAUAACGUUGGUUGUAUUGGAAAAGAACUAAAUAUAUCAAGCUGCUCUCACGCAGGAUGGGGCACUGAAGAUUGCAGCCAUUCGGAAGACGCUGGGGUAGAUUGCAAAAUAACAGAUUUUGAAGUUACUGGUAAUCAAUCGCAAACACUGAGGUUACGAGGGCCAUCAAGUGCAAAUGGAACAGGCCGUGUUGAAAUAUUCCACAAAGGACUAUGGGGGACAAUUUGUGAUGAUGGUUGGGAUAUAAAUGAUGCUAGGGUUGCAUGUCGUCAACUUGGUUACCCGGAUGCAGUUAGGCCUCUUACUGGAGGCGACGUGCCUUCUGGAUCUUCUGGAGUUAUUUGGUUAAGUUACGUUCGUUGUUCUGGCGGGGAACAAAAUCUAACAAGUUGUUAUCACAAUGGUUGGGGAGAUAAUGCGUGCUCGCAUUCUGAAGACGCUGGAGUAGAAUGUAGUACAACAGUUCUUGCAGAUAAGCCGGUUAUACUGAGGUUACAGGGGCCAUCGAGUGCAAAUGGAACAGGUCGUGUUGAAGUACUGUACAAUGGAGAAUGGGGAACAAUUUGUGAUAAUGAUUGGAGUUUAAGAGAUGCCAGGGUGGUAUGCCGACAACUUGGCUAUUCAGGCGCCUUUAAUGCUCUUCAAGGCGGCGAGGUUCCAUCUGGUUCAGGGCGCAUAUGGUUAUCUUAUGUCAGUUGUACUGGAGAAGAGCAAAAUAUAACAAGUUGUUCUCAUAAUGGAUGGGGAAAUCAACAAUGUGAACAUGACAAGGACGCUGGAGUUAAAUGCGCAACAGCAGACCCGAAUUUACCAGUCAGAUUACAAGGGCCAUUGAGUGCCAACGGCACCGGUCGUGUCGAAGUAUUUCACAAUGGAGAGUGGGGGACGAUCUGCGACGAUUAUUGGGAAUUAGAACAUGCUAUAGUUGUGUGUCGUCAACUAGGGUAUCAAGAUGCAAUUGCAAAACUUGAUGGGGGGCAGGUUCCAUCUGGUUCGGGGCGUAUUUGGUUAGAUAACGUCGCUUGCACUGGGAAAGAGGAGAAUAUAGCAAUGUGUGAUCAUAAUGGUUUAGGAGUAAACGAUUGCUCACAUUCUGAGGACGCUGGAGUAAAAUGUAGAAGAACAGAUCUUUCAGAUAAACAUGGGACAUUGAGAUUACAAGGGCCAUUGAGUACAAUUGGAAAGGGUCGUCUCGAAGUGUUCUACCGUGAACAAUGGGGAACAAUCUGCGAUGAUGAAUGGGAUAUAAAUGAUGCCAGGGUUGUUUGUCGUCAACUUGGUUAUUCAGAUGCUGUUAGAUCGCUUUCUGGAGAUCAGGUUCCUUCCGGUACUGGACCUAUAUGGUUAGAUAACGUUGGUUGUAUUGGAAAAGAACUAAAUAUAUCAAGCUGCUCACACGCAGGAUGGGGCAUUGAAGAUUGCAGCCAUUCGGAAGACGCUGGGGUAGAAUGUAAAACAACAGAUUUUGAAGUUACUGGUAAUCAAUCGCAAACACUGAGGUUACGAGGGCCAUCAAGUGCAAAUGGAACAGGCCGUGUUGAAAUAUCCCACAAAGGAGUAUGGGGAACAAUUUGUGAACAUGCUUGGGGAAUAAAUGAUGCCAGGGUUGCAUGUCGUCAACUUGGGUACCCGGAUGCAGUUAGGCCUCUUACUGGAGACGACGUACCUUCUGGAUCUUCUGGAGUUAUUUGGUUAAGUUACGUCAGUUGUUCUGGCCGGGAACAAAAUCUAACAAGUUGUUCUCAUAUUGGUUGGGGAAAUAAUGCCUGCUCGCAUUCUCAAGACGCUGGAGUAGAAUGUAGUACAACAGUUCUUGCAGAUACGCCGGUUACACUCAGGUUACAAGGGCCAUCGAGUGCCAAUGGAACAGGUCGUGUUGAAGUACUGUACAAUGGAGAAUGGGGAACAAUUUGUGAUAAUGGUUGGAGUUUAAGAGAUGCCAGGGUGGUAUGCCGACAACUUGGCUAUUCAGGCGCCUUUAAUGCUCUUCAAGGCGGCGAGGUUCCAUCAGGUUCUGGACGAAUAUGGUUAUCUUAUGUCGGUUGUACUGGAGAAGAACAAAAUAUAACAAGUUGUUCUCAUAAUGGAUGGGGAAAUCAACAAUGUGAACAUGACAAAGACGCUGGAGUUAAAUGCGCAACAGCAGACCCGAAUUUACCAGUCAGAUUACAAGGGCCAUUGAAUGCCAACGGCACCGGUCGUGUCGAAGUAUUUCACAAUGGAGAGUGGGGGACGAUCUGCGAUGAUAAUUGGGAUUUAGUGCACGCUAGGGUUGUGUGUCGUCAACUAGGGUAUCCAGAUGCCAUUGCAAAACUUGAUGGGGGGCAGGUUCCAUCUGGUUCGGGGCGUAUUUGGUUAGAUAACGUCGCUUGCACUGGGAAAGAGGAGAAUAUAGCAAUGUGUCGUCAUAAUGGUUUGGGAGUAAACGAUUGCUCACAUUCUGAGGACGCUGGAGUAAAAUGUAGUAGAAGAGGUCUUUCAGAUAAACAUGGGACAUUGAGGUUACAAGGGCCAUUGAGUACAAUUGGAAAGGGUCGUCUCGAAGUGUUUUACCGUGAAGAAUGGGGGACAAUCUGCGAUGAUGAAUGGGAUAUAAAUGAUGCCAGGGUUGUUUGUCGUCAACUUGGUUAUUCAGAUGCUGUCAGAUCGCUUUCUGGAGAUGAGGUUCUUUCCGGUACUGGACCUAUAUGGUUAGACGACGUUGGUUGUAUUGGAAAAGAACUAAAUAUAUCAAGCUGCUCUCACGCAGGAUGGGGCAUUGAAGAUUGCAGCCAUUCGGAAGACGCUGGGGUAGAGUGUAAAACAACAGAUUUUGAAGUUACUGGUAAUCUAUCGAAAACUCUGAGGUUACGAGGACCAUCGAGUGCAAAUGGAACUGGCCGUGUUGAAAUAUUCCACAAAGGACUAUGGGGGACAAUUUGUGAUGAUGGUUGGGGUAUAAAUGAUGCUAGGGUUGCAUGCCGUCAACUUGGGUACCCGGAUACAUUUAGGCCUCUUACUGGAGAAGACGUACCUUCUGCAUCUUCUGGAGUUAUUUGGUUAAGUUACGUUCGUUGUUCCGGCCGGGAACAAAUUCUAACAAGUUGUUCUCACAAUGGUUGGGGAAAUAAUGCCUGCUCGCAUUCUGAAGACGCUGGAGUAGAAUGUAGUACAACAGUUCUUGCAGAUAAGCCUGUGACACUAAGGUUACAGGGACCAUUGAGUGGAAAUGGAACAGGUCGUGUUGAAGUACUGUACAAUGGAGAAUGGGGAACAAUUUGUGAUAAAGGUUGGGAUUUCAGCGAUGCCAGGGUUGUAUGUCGACAACUUGGCUAUCCGGGCGCCGUUAAUGCUCUUCAAAGCAAUGCUCCAUCUGGUACCGGGCGAAUAUGGUUAUCUUAUGUCGCUUGUACCGGAGAGGAAGGAAAUAUAGGAAGUUGUUCUCAUAAUGGGUGGGGAAAUCAGCAGUGUCAACAUAACGAAGACGCUGGUGUUAAAUGCACAACAGAAGCUCUUUCAGAUAAAGUUGGGACAUUGCGGUUACAAGGGCCAUUGAGUACAAUUGGAAGAGGUCGUGUUGAGGUAUUUUACCGUGGAGAAUGGGGAACAAUCUGCGAUGAUGAAUGGGAUAUAAAUGAUGCCAGGGUUGUUUGUCGUCAACUUGGUUAUUCAGAUGCUGUUAGAUCGCUUUCUGGGAAUGCGGUUCCUUCCGGUACUGGACCUAUAUGGUUAGACGACGUCGGUUGUUUUGGAAAAGAACUAAAUAUAUCAAAGUGUACUCACGCAGGAUGGGGUAAUCAAAAUUGCGGGCAUUCGGAAGAUGCUGGAGUAGUAUGUAAAACAUCAGAUUUUGAAGUUACUGGUAAUCAAUCGCAAACACUGAGGUUACGAGGGCCAUUGAGUGCAAAUGGAACAGGCCGUGUUGAAAUAUUCCACAAAGGACUAUGGGGGACAAUUUGUGAACGUGGUUGGGAUUUAAGCGAUGCUAGGGUUGCAUGUCGUCAACUUGGGUACCCGGAUGCAAUUAGGUCUCUUACUGGAGACGACGUACCGUCUGGAUCUUCUGGAGUUAUUUGGUUAAGUUACGUCCGUUGUUUUGGCCGAGAACCAAAUCUAACAAGUUGUUCUCACAAUGCUUGGGGAGAUAAUACCUGCUCGCAUUCUGAAGACGCCGGAGUAGAAUGUAGUACAACAGACUCGAAACUGUCAAUCAGGUUGCAGGGGCCACUAAAUGCUACUGGUAUUGGUCGUGUUGAAGUGUUUUAUGACGGACAGUGGGGAACGAUCUGUGAUGAUCGCUGGGGAUUGGACGAUGCUAGGGUUGUGUGUCGUCAACUUGGUUUUUCAGAUGCCGUGAGAGAACUCCCAGGGGGUUUGGUUCCAUCUGGUUCUGGGCGUAUUUGGUUGGAUGAAGUCGCCUGUAUUGGAGAAGAACGAAACAUAGCAAUGUGUGACCAUAACGGUUAUGGAAAUCAUGAUUGCUCACAUUCUGAAGACGCCGGAGUAAUAUGUAGGAGUACAGGUACCUGGAACCAAUCGCUAGCACUGAGAUUACAAGGGCCAUUGAGUGCUAAUGGAACAGGUCGCGUUGAAGUGUUCUACAGAGGACAAUGGGGAACAAUCUGUGAUAAUGAAUGGGAUAUAACAGAUGCCAUUGUUGCAUGCCGUCAACUUGGGUAUGCGACUGCAGUCAGAUCUAUUCCUGGGGGGGAGGUUCCUCCUGGGACUGGACCUGUUAUGUUAUCUAAAGUCCGUUGCACUGGCCAAGAACAGGAUAUAAGAAGUUGUCCUCACAAUGGGUGGGGAAACAAUGACUGCUUACACUCUAAAGAUGCCGGGGUAGAAUGUAGAGCAACAGUUGUUACUAAGCCUGCGACGCUGAGAUUACAAGGUCCUGAUAAUGCAUAUGGAAAAGGCCGUGUGGAGGUAUUCUACAAUGGACAAUGGGGAACAAUCUGCGAUGAUAGAUGGGAUAUGAAUGACUCCAAGGUGGUAUGUCGCCAACUUGGAUAUUCAGGUGCUUUAAGAUAUCUCCAAGGUGGUCAGGUUCCAUAUGGUUCUGGACCCAUAUUUUUAGACGAAGUUUCGUGUGAUGGAACGGAGCAAAGUUUAGCAAAUUGUUCUCAUCCAGGAUGGCGAGUGCAUGAUUGCAGUCAUUUCGAAGACGCUGGUGUUGAAUGCCUUAGAGAAGAUUCAUCAACGUAUGGAUCAAUUAGGUUACAAGGCCCAUUAAGUGCAAAUGGAACAGGUCGUGUUGAAGUCUUUCAUAGCGGACUAUGGGGGACAAUUUGUGAUGAUGGAUGGGAUAUCAAAGAUGCCAAAGUUAUAUGUCGUCAACUUGGUUAUCCAGAUGCAGUGAGAUCUCUUGGUGCGGGCCUGGUUCCUCCAGGAUCUUUUGAACCGGUUUGGUUAGCUCACGUCAAUUGUACAGGUAGAGAACAAAAUCUAACAAGCUGUUCCUAUGCUAGAUGGGGUAAUACUGGUUGCUCACACUCUGAAGACGCUGGAGUAGAAUGUAGUACAACAGUUCGUCCAAAGGAUGGAUUACUUAGGUUACGAGGACCUUCGAGUGCAUACGGAAAUGGUCGUGUUGAAGUAUUCUACAAUGGCCAGUGGGGCACAAUCUGUGAUGAUAGAUGGGAUAUUGAAGAUGCUAGAGUCGCAUGUCGCCAGCUUGGCUAUUCAGAUGCUCUUAAAGCUCUUCAGGGCGGCCGAGUUCCAUCUGGUUCUGGACCAAUACUGUUGGAUGAAGUCUCGUGUACUGGAAUAGAAAGAAAUUUAACAAGUUGUUCUCAUCAAGGAUGGGGAAUUCACGAUUGCAGCCAUUCUGAAGACGCUGGUGUUGAAUGCAUUACAAAAGCUAUUUCAGAUAAAGAUGGAUCAUUGAGGUUACAAGGGCCAUCGAGUGCAAAUGGUAGAGGUCGUGUUGAAGUUUUCUACAAUGGACAAUGGGGUACAAUCUGCGAUGAUGAAUGGGAUAUAAAUGACGCCAGGGUUGUUUGUCGUCAACUUGGUUAUUCAGAUGCUGUUAAAUCGCUUUCGGAGGACAAGGUUCCUUCUGGUUCUGGGCCUAUAUGGUUGGACGACGUCAGCUGUACUGGGGCAGAAUUUAAUAUAUCAAGCUGUUCUCAUGGAGGUUGGGCCAAUCAGGAUUGCGCGCAUGCGGAGGACGCUGGUGUGGAAUGCAAAACAGCAGAUGUGACAAAGCCUGGGGCAUUAAGGUUGCAAGGACCUCUGAGUAAAAAUGGGAAUGGUCGCAUCGAAAUAUUCUACAACGGACAAUGGGGAACAGUCUGCGAUGAUAAAUGGGAUAUAAAAGACGCUAAUGUUGCAUGUCGCCAACUCGGUUAUUCAGGUGCCUUUAAGGCUCUACAAGCCAGCCAGGUUCCCACUGGUUCUGGACCUAUACUGUUAGAUGACGUCUCGUGUACUGGAACAGAACCAAAUUUAACAAGUUGUUCUCAUCUGGGAUGGGGAAUUAGUGAUUGCAGUUCUUCUGAAAACGCUGGCGUGCUAUGCUUUACAGAGGACAUGAAAUUACAACUACGGUUACAAGGACCUCUAAGUGCGAAUGGUACUGGUCGUGUUGAAGUGCUCUACAACGGACAAUGGGGAACAAUCUGUGAUGAUGGGUGGGAUUUGCAGGACGCUAGAGUUGCAUGUCGGCAACUCGGUUAUGCAGACGCAGUCGUGGAACUUGAUGGGAGCCAGGUUCCAUCUGGUUCUGGGCGUAUUUGGUUAGAUAACGUCGCCUGUACUGGCGAAGAAGAAAAUAUAGCAGAAUGUCCUAGUAACGGUUUAGGAAAUGAAGACUGUUCCCAUUCCGAAGACGCUGGAGUUGAAUGUAGCAGAACAGUUCUUGUAGAUAACCCUGUGCAACUGAGAUUACAAGGGCCAUUGAGUAAGAAUGGGACAGGUCGUGUUGAAGUAUUCUUUGCUGGAGAAUGGGGAACAGUUUGUGAUGUUGGAUGGGACAUACAAGAUGCAAAGGUUGCAUGUCGACAACUUGGUUAUCGAAAUGCCAUCAGACCUCUUCAAGGCGACCAGGCUCCCUCUGGUUCAGGGCGUAUAUGGCUACAAGAGGUUUCGUGUACUGGGGAAGAACAAGAUAUCACCAGUUGUUCGCAUCCCGGAUGGGGAAAACAAAGUUGCGAACAUUCCAAAGACGCUGGAGUAGAGUGCAGUAACGAAGAUAUACCUCCUGUGGCAAUCAGGUUACAAGGUCCUUCGAGUGAACUUGGAAAAGGUCGUGUUGAAGUAUUCUUCAACGGACAAUGGGGAACAAUUUGUGGUAAUGGUUGGGAUUUGAAUGAUGCUAGGGUUGUAUGUCGUCAACUUGGCUAUACGGAUGCAUUUAGAACACUUGGCCAGGUUCCUCCUGGUUCCGGACCUAUAUGGUUAGAUGAGCUUGAAUGUAGUGGGGAAGAACAAAAUAUAACAACAUGUUUUCAUCCCGGUUGGGGAAAUCACGAUUGCAGCCAUUCUGACGAUGCUGGAGUAGAGUGUAAAACAGCAGGUAAUGUUUUAUCACUAAGGUUAGAAGGACCAUCGAGUGUGAAUGGUACUGGUCGCGUUGAAGUGUUAUACAAUUCGGAAUGGGGGACAAUCUGUGAUGAUUUUUGGGAUAUGAAUGAUGCUAGGGUUGUAUGUCGUCAUCUUGGUUAUCCAAGUGCCGUAAGGAGUCUUCGAGGAGGCCAGGUCUCGCCUGGUUCUGGACCUAUUUGGUUAGAUGAUGUUGAAUGUACUGGGGAAGAACAAAAUAUAGCAAAUUGUUCUUAUAAUGCUUUGGGAUUUCAUGAUUGCGACCAUUCGGAAGACGCUGGAGUUGAAUGUAGCACGACAGAUUCAUCAACGUAUGGAUCAAUUAGGUUACAAGGCCCAUUGAGUGCAAAUGGAACAGGUCGUAUUGAAGUAUUUCAUAAUGGACAAUGGGGAACAAUCUGUGAUGACGAAUGGGAUAUAGAAGAUGCUAGGGUUGCAUGUCGUCAACUUGGUUACCAGAGUACAGUCAGAGCUCUUCAAGGGUCCCAAGUUCCUUCCGGUUUUGGCCCCAUAUGGUUAGAGAACGUCAUUUGUAGUGGCAAGGAAGAACAAUUAACAAGUUGUCCUCAUCGGGAAUGGGGAGAUCAUGAUUGCUCUCAUUCCGAAGACGCUGGAGUGGAAUGUAGUACAAGUGAUCCCUCCCCAAUGAAGACCAUCAGAUUAAAAGGGCCAUCAAGUAGCAUUGGUAAUGGUCGCAUCGAAGUCUAUCACAAUGAACAAUGGGGAACAAUCUGUGAUGAUAACUGGGAUAUCGAAGAUGCUCAGGUUGCGUGUCGUCAGCUUGGUUAUACAGAUGCUGUUCGAGCACUUCCCGGGCGUGAGGUUCCUUCUGGUUAUGGACAACCUAUAUGGCUAGAUGAAGUCAAUUGUAGUGGAGAAGAACAAGAUAUUGCAAGUUGUUCCAAUCCCGGAUGGGGGAAUACAGAUUGCGGGCAUUCGGAAGACGCUGGUGUAGAAUGUUCUUCAGUAGAAAUAAACAUAUCGGUGAGGCUAAGAGGGCCCUUAAGCGAAUCUGGUACUGGUCUUGUGGAAAUACUCUACAACAAAACCUGGGGUACCAUCUGUGAUGAUUCCUGGGAUGUAUACGACGCCAGGGUUGUAUGUCGUCAACUGGGUUAUCCAGAUGCUGUUAGUGCACUCACAGGACAUAAUCCUCCUGGCAUUGUGACAUCGGAUAUGUGGUUAGACGACGUCGAUUGCACAGGGAAUGAAGAAAAUAUAAAGCGCUGUUAUCAUCUUGGAUGGGGAAAUCAUAAUUGUGAUAGUUCAGAAAACGCUGGUGUCGUAUGCAAAAGGGAAGGCAAACCAAGAACAUUAAGGUUGCAAGGACCACUGAGUGCAAAUGGAAAAGGUCGUGUCGAAGUUCUCUACAAUAGCCAAUGGGGAACAAUCUGUAGUGAUGAAUGGAGUAUGAAGGAUGCUAAGGUUGCCUGUCGUCAACUUGGAUAUCCCGAUGCAGUCAGAUCUCUUCAUUAUUGGCAGGUCCAUUCGGGUUCUGGACCUAUAUGGUUAUCUCGUGUCAAUUGUGUUGGAGCAGAACAAAAUAUCUCAGUUUGUCCCCACGGUGGCUGGGGAGGCCAUGCUUGCUCACAUGAAGAAGAUGUUGGAGUGGAAUGUAGUUCAACAGCUCUUGUAGAUAAGCCUGUGACGCUGAGAUUAAGAGGACCAUCGAGUGCAAGUGGGAAAGGUCGUGUUGAAGUGUUCUACAAUGGACAAUGGGGAACAAUUUGUGAUAAUGGAUGGGACAUAAACGAAGCUAGAGUUGUAUGUCGUCAACUUGGUUAUCUUGAUGCCGCGAGAGCUCUUAAAGGCGACCAAACAUCUUCAGGCACUGGUCAUAUUUGGCUACACCGUGUUGAAUGCACAGGAGUGGAAGAAAAUUUAGCUAAUUGUUCUUAUUCUGAUUGGGGGAGUGGAGAACUGCACUGCUCACAUAACAAUAACGCUGGAGUACAAUGUAUUUCAGUCGCCCCAGGUAGACCUGGUUCACUCAGGUUACAGGGACCACAAAGUGCAAAUGGAACUGGUCGUGUUGAAGUACUCCACGAUGGACAAUGGGGAACAAUUUGUGAAAAUGGAUGGGAUAUAAAUGACGCAAGGGUAGCUUGUCGUCAACUUGGUUAUCCAGAUGCUGUUAGAGCUCUUCCUUGGUACGAUGUACCUCAAGGCUCUAGGAGUGUGUGGUUGGAGGAGGUCGCUUGUACCGGAAGAGAAGAAAAUAUAAAUGGUUGUGCUCAUCCCGGAUGGGGAAAUAGUGACUGCGUGCAUGAUGAAAGCGCCGGAGUUGAAUGUAAUACAACAGUCGAUUUCUUUACCGUGUUUUUACUGGUAAACGAACAUCAUGGUGAUGUACACGUCUCUACAGAUAACUCCCAUCAGCAAGAAUAUUUCAGAAUCGAACCGACAAAAACAGUGGUGAAAAGUAAAAAAUGGAAGACAACAAAUUUGUUGGCAAUAAGUGCAGUCGAUGCUGGUACGAACCGAAAGGUUCACAUCAAUGGCCAAUCUGUUGUGUAUCUGAAACCGGCUAUUAAGAAAAAGGUUUCGUUGAACGUUCUCCUCAUCCAAGCACCGAAAUCUAUGGAACGAAGUGUUCCGUAAACUCCUAAUUGUCGAAGAUGAAGACUCAGUUGAAUUACAUUUAAUUAUUGGUAAUGAUUUUCUCAUUGUAGUUCUCAGGCGAGGUAAAUUGUACUUAUUAUUAUUAGAAGUUGUGCUAAAGUAAAUUGCACUAAUGGUACGAAAGUACUGAAUUGUACUUACUUACUAUUAUAGAUUAAAAUUUAAAACACCUGCAAAUGAUAUUUUUUGGCUAGAUUAAUUUACUUCGUAUUUUUGAUGCUGAUUUCAAUGUCUCAACUUGGAGCUAUAAAAUUGAUUAGAAAAAUUUGUGAUUUAACUAUACGUAAAUUAAAAAAUUGCAAUUAAA